Styela clava is the source of this 1429-nucleotide messenger RNA. Its product is annotated as ubiquitin-like protein 7. NCBI's taxonomy places the organism in Eukaryota, Metazoa, Chordata, Ascidiacea, Stolidobranchia, Styelidae. The record is from RefSeq and is a predicted model, not a curated record. Gene Ontology annotation, biological process: ubiquitin-dependent protein catabolic process. Gene Ontology annotation, molecular function: polyubiquitin modification-dependent protein binding. Gene Ontology annotation, cellular component: cytosol.
UUUGCCAUUUAGAUUAUCUGAUGAAUUACAAAGCAUGGAGAACUCAUUCAAGCUCCAUGUGUCUUAUAUAGAUAAUGAAAAUAUCCACAGAUCUGAGCAGAUAGUUUGGGAUGUGCAAUCACCUAUUUAUAAACAAUUUAAAGAAAAAAUCAAUUCAACAUUUGGUUUAUCUUCGGACGAUUACGAGUUGUAUUUUGGAUUGAAACGGUUAGACUGUAAUCCUGACCAAGAGAUAAAGGAGUGGGGAUUGCAGUCAGGUAAUAGACUCCAUGCUAUUAGAAAGAAAUUACCAUCAACAAAACCGGAUGUUCCGAAGAUAGAUUACGCUAAAGUGCAAAAUGCUUCUUAUGGUUUGGCUACCAUGAUUCAACAUGAGAAUCGAUCGCAUAAAAAAUCAGCACUUACCAAACUUUUGAAAGAUAAAAAAACUAUUGACAAAAUUAUUUUCAAACAUAUCAGGGCUCAGAGAGGACCGUGCAGCAAUGGAUAUUCUGCAGAAUGCAAAGUGUUUAAAGUUAUAGUUAAUCCAAAAUAUUUGAAAAAUAUUGUUGAAAAGCACCCUUGUUUGGCCAUAGCUUUUGAGGCAAUGUGGAAUACAUUGAUGACCUCCAGUAAAUACUCCAAUACAGCAGCUUCCACAAGCAGUACGGUUUCUAUGGACGUGGAUGCGGGUCAGUCAAAUGAAAGUCAUCCUUCAUCUUCAAACCAAGCUUCUAAUAUGAUAACUUUAUCUCAAUUAUCUGCCGCUAUUGCGCAAGCGACACCACCGAGUGAGGGCUACAAUUUUCCAUAUUCAGCUUUCAAUACACCAAACUCAAACACAACCAGUAAUACAUCAACUACACCUCAAGAAAGAAAUGAAACCAGACCUCAGCAGCUCACACCAGAAGCUUUAAACCAAGCGAUGCAAGAAGCAUUAAUGUCAACUGGUCUUCGAGAAGUCUCUCAAUCUCUACAAAGUGAAAGUUCUGCUCCAAGAAGCAAUGAUUCUGUGUUAAGUGAGGAUGUAAUGCGAGCAGGACUUGAACAGCUUCAUUCAAUGGGUAUAACUGAUGAUGAAGCCAGUAGGCAUGCAUUAACUGCAACACAAGGAAAUGUUGAAGCGGCAAUCAAUAUAUUAUUUAGUGGAAAUUGAGAUAUCGAUUCUUGAAUGAUGAUAAUUUAGCUUUUUCACAAUGUACCCUUGACUUAGCUGUUAAGGAAUCUAUUUUCCGCCAACUUAUUUCUGUCUUUGCCACUUAUAAAAAUAAAAGUUUAUUGCUCUGGUAAAUUUGCAGAUUUAAUACUAUUUUCAAUUUUAUAGAUUAAGUGAGGGCCAUCAUUCCCAUACAAGCAUGAUUGAUUGGUUUUAUAUUAUAGCGCUUAUUAACUGAACCCGCAGUCUCCUAUUCCAACAGAGCAGUGCUGAAAAAUAAAUUAAGAAGAAAUA